Micropterus dolomieu (smallmouth bass) is the source of this 2457-nucleotide messenger RNA. It is a transcript of the gene spmap2, whose product is annotated as theg spermatid protein. The record is from RefSeq and is a predicted model, not a curated record. Gene Ontology annotation, biological process: spermatogenesis. The transcript is spliced from 7 exons. The coding region runs from base 1645 to 2355 and encodes 236 amino acids. NCBI's taxonomy places the organism in Eukaryota, Metazoa, Chordata, Actinopteri, Centrarchiformes, Centrarchidae.
CUCCAUUUUCUGUUUUUUACUACAGUUUGAGGUUCCUUAGGCUGAGCUUUAUCUCGUCAGACAAAAUAAGAAUUGAGAGCUUGAAUGUCUGCGUCAUUCAGCUCUCUUGUAUGGCCUAGAUGGGGAAAUAAAUUAUGUACUACUUGUUAACUAGCUGCACAUGUAAUAUUUACUGCCACAGAAAAUAUAUUUUUUAUUUUAGAUCAAACAUUGUGGUUCUGUUUAUCUUCUCCUGUUUGAGAACUUCCUUCUGUAAAUUGUCAUUGAUGGAAACUACCCUUUGAUUUAUUUUCUUUCACCACAUUUAGGAAUAAGAUUUAAGAUGGAAUUGAUUUAAUGUAUUAAUGAUAUAUAUUUUUUUGAUAUCUUUUAUUGUCAUGUAUACAUAGGUCAUCCAUGCAUUGGACCACCCUGUAGAAAAAAAAUGUUGAAUUAAUCAUUUCAGCCAUCACUUCCCUGGGACAACAAUCUGUAGAUGAUGGUCAUUGUCAGAUGAGAGCAGUAAAAGAUGGAGUCUACUCUGCUCCUCUUUCUAGGAAGCACGUUGUAUAUGCGUUUACACACGGUUCCUGGACCACAAUAACCGUAAACAAGACAUGUCCACAAAGUAAGAAAGCAUGAAUCGUCCAUGACCUCAGAGCUAUUAUGUAUUUCACUGUUAAGUGGUUACUUGGGAAACACCUGCCCUGAGGACUCGGGAAGGCAGAGUUGGCCGCCUUGACCUGCCCUGUACAUAGACGAUCUUCGGUAUACUGUACCCCACCAAUGUUACCUGAUCCCCUAGCAACCGACAGCUCUGUGUCAUCACAAGAGAAGGAGCAACUGCAGGUGUACUAUAGGUAAACCCAUAGCUUUAAGCUAUAAAUUGAAGAUUGCCAAAAAGCUGUUGUAUUUGUGUGUUCAGAGAAUGUGUUAUUUGUUAAAAUCCAAAGAUUAAAUUCAUUGUGUGGUUGGUUUCUGCUGCUCACAUGAGGUGUAAACCUAAAUAUGGAACGAUUGAGAGAAUGGAAUCCAAAAGUUUGUGAUGGUAUUAUGUGAUUAUAGUCAUUUUAAAAUCAUCCGCUGAUUGUUGUUUAAAAAUUGUGUAGUGCUGUUCAGUCCGUUUCCUGUUUAGUUUGGUGUUUUGCGUUUGUCUUAAUUCCUGUCUCAUUCUGUUAUCUGAUAUUGGUUUCUGUCUGCUAUGUGUUAAUUGUUAUCUCUGCCUGAUGUGUUAGCCUGUUCUGUUUAGUUAUCUUAGUCUGAUCUGUCUUGUGCAGUUGCCUGUGUUUCUCAAUUACUUGGUCUGUCUUGUCUGUUCUGUGUUUUUGAGUUCGAGUUAGAUUCUUGUCUUGUGGUUUGCACCCUGUUAGUGUCUGUCUGUCUGUGUCUCGUUUGUCUCAUCUCUGUCACCUGUGUUGCUCCCGCCCUGCUCCUUAGCUCUGUGUGAAUAUACAGUAUAUUGCCUGUGUUUCCUUCAGUCUUUGUCUGGUCAUUGUUGUGGUUGUAGUCCGUCAGGCCCGGCCUGUUUCCUGCCUGUACCUUGUUCUGUGGAUUUUGGAUUAUCCGUUUUUGGAUGUUGGAUUGCCUUGUUUUCUUGGACUGUGUUUAUUUUGGAUUACCUGGGCCAAUGAGUUUUUAUGGUUAAAUAAAGCUACAGCUGUUUCCAUGGCAACUUGGACGGAGAAGCUUUCUCAACCAAAACCCAACCGACUCAGAUAUCCAGAACGUCGUUCUGUUUACUGGCUGGACAAGCUGCCACCAGAGAAGACUGGAUCCACCAACAAAACUGAGUUGACCCCUCGCUGGUCGGAGCUAUGUAGAAGCAAAAAGUUCUACACUCAAGUCGCGCUUUCUCCCAUAUGGGAAGUAAGUGAAUGGGCUCUCAGGGCUGUUGCAUCCAAUCGGCUGUGUAGUCUGGCUCAACCUCAGGCCCCCACAGUUGGCUGGCAGCCAAACCGCCCGCUGCUGGUCCCUUUGAACAGAGCCACGCAGACGGCAGUCGCCACUACACGAAUUUGCCAGCUUGCCCAACCAAAACAAAGGCUGGUUCAUCAGGGCUCUGGCCACAAAUCUAAACCUGUACCCAUGAUUCACCUACCCUGCAAAGCAUCGGCACACAUAGAGCUCCUCGCUACCCCUAAGCAUGACCACCCGAAGUUUGAAGGAGAGCGCUCAGUUUGCUGGCUUGUCUCCAAGGCAGCGAGAAACUACUCAGCCAGCAAGAGAAUUCAUGAGCUGUCCAGUCCCAAAGACAGGAAGGCGCCGUUUGAGGGAUACGACCCGUACAUAGUUAGCCAGGCAGCCCGCUCUGCCAGCCCCUCGCCUCGAAUACUACAGCUCUGUCUGCCUAUGCCUCGCAAAUGUAGCUCAAACUAGGAAUGAUGAGGUCUGAUCCCCGGGGAAGUGUUGUUUGUUCCUCACUGUGAUGAAGUUGUUUCCAUGGAAAAUCAUGACUAAAGCCUAUUUCUUGCUCUGUUA